AUGUCUAAGGUUACACAGCAACUAAAAUUUUUGAAUAAAAUUAGCGCCACUACAAAGCUACCGCAGAUUCUCGUAGAUCCUAAGAAAUAUUCAGGACUCAGAUUGACUUUCCAAACGAAAAACCACAAUGGUCAUAUGGGUGCUAGAGUCUUUUGGCAUAACUACCUGCCCACUUUGCAAUUCUAUAAUCCAAGAUUGAAAUUUGACGUGAUAAGGAUAAAGAACGAAGACAAGCAAAAAAGUGUUCCGUGCAAACUAGAAAUUUUAUCUCAUGAAGGUUCAAUUGUAGAGACUAUUGAUAUGCGCAAUAAAAUGCACGAAGACAUAAUGAAUGACCUACUUGACAAAAUAGAACACGUCCCUCUUCCUGAAAAAGAGAUUAUAAGAGUUGGAUCGCAAGAAAGUACUGUAUAA
This is a messenger RNA of Saccharomyces paradoxus, 414 nucleotides long. It is a transcript of the gene MRP49, whose product is annotated as mitochondrial 54S ribosomal protein mL61. Bases 1 to 414 code for a protein of 137 amino acids. Gene Ontology annotation, molecular function: structural constituent of ribosome. Gene Ontology annotation, cellular component: mitochondrion. NCBI's taxonomy places the organism in Eukaryota, Fungi, Ascomycota, Saccharomycetes, Saccharomycetales, Saccharomycetaceae. The transcript has a single exon. The record is from RefSeq and is a predicted model, not a curated record.